AUGGCUCUUACAAGGGUACAAGGAAUCUUCACCUUGGUUCUUCUGCUUCCAGGAGCAUGCUACGCCGCUGUGGGAGGCUCCUGGUGCUACGUUGGAGAAAUGUGUGGACCGCCAACAUGGGUGUCCCUUGGUCAUUGUGCCGGUAAAAGACAGUCUCCCAUAGACAUCGUCACUGCUAAUGUCAGCUUCAACUCCACCUUGGGCCCUGUGAUCCUUUCUGGCUAUGGCGACCACAAAAAGCUACGGGACAUGUCGAACACUGGGAUAACAGUUGAUGUUGAUCUGAAAGACGGACUUUUGCUCACCGGGAACGGCCUUCCAGGUACCUAUAUGGCCAAAACCAUCCACCUCCAUUGGGGAAAUGGACCUGCGAAUCCCGGAUCCGAGCACUGUAUCGAUGGCAAACGCUACUCUAUGGAGAUGCACAUCGUGCAUACCAGAGACAACAUGAGCCUCUCGGAUGCCAUGCAAGAUCCACAAGGACUCGCUGUGCUGGGAUUUUUUGUCCAGGCUUCUGACAGUGCCAAGGGCAAGACCGCUAAAGCAUGGGAAUCCUUUUCUAAGAACCUCCAACGAAUCGCUAAAAAGGGUUCGGAUACGGACCUCCAAGGCGCCGUCUCUCUCCAGGACUUAAUGGGUUCCACAAAUCUUGCCCGCUAUUACCGCUACAGCGGGUCCCUCACCACUCCCAACUGCGACGAGGUGGUAAUCUGGUCUGUCUUUGCUGAUCCCAUUCUGGUGCCAACCAAAGUGGUGGCAUUUUUCCCAUUCAAUAUCCGUUCCACGGAUUCUUCUGUGGGGCCUCACCUGGAGAACAACUUCCGCCCCACACAGCCGAUCCACGAUCGAAUGGUGGAAGUGUCCUUCUUUGCGAAGCCUCGUUCGGCCGCCCCCCAAGCCUCCCAGACGACGGCACUCAUCCUGCUGUUCCUUGGUGUCAGCGCUCUUGGGUUCUUACCUGUAUAA
This is a messenger RNA of Euleptes europaea (tarantolino), 966 nucleotides long. RefSeq names its product carbonic anhydrase 4-like. The transcript is spliced from 8 exons. Gene Ontology annotation, cellular component: plasma membrane. Gene Ontology annotation, molecular function: carbonate dehydratase activity; zinc ion binding. NCBI's taxonomy places the organism in Eukaryota, Metazoa, Chordata, Lepidosauria, Squamata, Sphaerodactylidae. The record is from RefSeq and is a predicted model, not a curated record. Bases 1 to 966 code for a protein of 321 amino acids.